Magnolia sinica is the source of this 1715-nucleotide messenger RNA. RefSeq names its product allene oxide synthase 1, chloroplastic-like. Gene Ontology annotation, molecular function: heme binding; monooxygenase activity; iron ion binding. NCBI's taxonomy places the organism in Eukaryota, Viridiplantae, Streptophyta, Magnoliopsida, Magnoliales, Magnoliaceae. The transcript has a single exon. Gene Ontology annotation, biological process: sterol metabolic process. The coding region runs from base 66 to 1520 and encodes 484 amino acids. The record is from RefSeq and is a predicted model, not a curated record.
UUCUUCUCUCCACCACUAUCCAGAACCCUAAUAACCCAACUCAUAAAACCAAAACCCUAAUAACCAUGUCUUCUCCUCAAAAGAAGGUGCAGCCCAUCUCCGACGACAGCUCGGACUCUAGCCGCCCCAUCAGUAAAAUCCCUGGCAGCUAUGGGAUUCCUUUCAUCGGUGCAAUCAAAGACCGUCUCGACUACUACUACAACCAAGGCCGAGACAAUUUCUUCAAGAUCCGUAUGCAGAAAUACGGAUCAACUGUCUUCCGAUCCAACAUGCCGCCAGGACCGUUCAUGGCCAAAGACCCACGAGUCAUCGUCCUCCUCGACGGAAAAAGCUUCCCCGUCCUCUUCGAUGUAACCAAAGUCGAAAAACGCGACGUCUUCACCGGCACUUACAUGCCUUCCACCUCACUCACCGGUGGCUACCGAGUCCUCUCCUACCUCGACCCGUCCGAACCCAACCACACCAAAAUCAAACAGCUCCUCUUCUUUCUACUUUCCACCCGUCGUGACAAAUUCAUACCAGAAUUCCACACAAGCUUCAGCACCCUCUUCGAUAAUCUCGAAGCCGGUAUUUCUAAGAGUGGGAAAGCCGAUUUUAACUCUCUAAAUGACGUUACAUCCUUCGAUUACCUUUCGCAGGCGUAUUUCGGUGUUAACCCUUCCGAUACUAAGCUCGGCUCGAAAGGGCCAACAAUCGCCGCGAAAUGGCUUUUGUUCCAGCUUCAUCCAUUGAUGACUCUGGGACUGCCUAGGCUUGUGGAGGACCUCCUUCUCCAUACAUUCCAUCUUCCUCCGUUCCUCGUGAAAUCCGAUUACAAGAAGCUCUACGAUUUCUUCUACGGGGCAUCAACUAAAAUUCUAGACGAGGCGGAGAAGUUGGGAAUUAAAAGAGAUGAAGCAUGCCAUAAUAUUCUCUUCGCCACGUGUUUUAACACAUAUGGUGGGAUGAAGGUGUUAUUCCCAGGGAUAUUGAAGUGGAUCUCUCUUGCAGGCCCUGAGCUGCAUAAGCAGCUUGUAGAUGAGAUCCGAUCAACCGUUAAAUCCAACGACGGGCAGGUAACGUUAGCAGCUAUUGAGAAGAUGCCGUUAACGAAGUCCGUUGUGUAUGAGGCUUUGCGGAUCGAACCACCAGUUAUGUUCCAGUAUGGGAAGGCGAAGAAGGAUCUGAUUAUCGAGAGUCAUGAUGCAGCAUUUGAGGUCAAGAAAGGGGAGAUGAUUUUUGGGUUUCAGCCAUUUGCGACGAAAGAUCCAAAGAUUUUCAAGGAUGCUGAGAAAUUUGUCGGGAAUAGGUUUGUUGGGGAUGGCGAGAAGCUGCUCAAGUACGUUCUUUGGUCGAAUGGGCGAGAAACAGAGAAUCCAACGGUGGGAAAUAAGCAAUGUCCUGGGAAGGAUUUUGUUGGGUUGAUUGGGAGGCUUCUGGUGAUUGAGUUCUUCCUCCGUUACGAUACGUUUACGGCCGAAGUCGGGACUCAGCUGUUGGGGUCGUCGGUGACGGUGACGUCGUUGACGAAGGCCACCUGAAAGUUGUGAUGUUGCCGGAAAUGUUGUGGUGUGUCAGUUUCCGGUGUGUGGUAUCAGGGAUUUAGGUUCUAUCAGGCUACUGGUUUUCCGUUCUUUGUUUCUUCUUCAUAAUGAAUAAAGUGUAUGGUCCAGUAGUCAAAGGUUAGUGGCAGGAUCGUAAUUAUCUAAUGAAUAAUUUAAUUUUAAUUUUCCAAA